This is a messenger RNA of Melanaphis sacchari, 899 nucleotides long. It is a transcript of the gene Obp73a, whose product is annotated as general odorant-binding protein 70. The coding region runs from base 237 to 833 and encodes 198 amino acids. Gene Ontology annotation, molecular function: odorant binding. The record is from RefSeq and is a predicted model, not a curated record. NCBI's taxonomy places the organism in Eukaryota, Metazoa, Arthropoda, Insecta, Hemiptera, Aphididae. The transcript has 7 exons.
CACACGUACACUGAGACCAGUGACAUAAUUAAUAUAAAGCCACUCACGCUUGCACUCGCUACAAAGAAAGUAGUUGUGUGAGCAUACCAGAAGUCUUAUUUGAAUUUCGUACUUGAUAACAGCAACAACUCAAAACACAACGUUCAAUUUUCUCGAAAAGAAAUUAUAAGAAUAAUAAUAUUAAAUAAAAAUUUAUAUAGUAUUAUAUAUUAUUUAGUGUCUAUUUUAAAUUAAACAUGCGUGGAAAUUAUUCUCUGAUGGUUUUUCUAUUUUUUGGAUUUGGAUUACAAGAAAUUUAUUGUCAAAAACAAGAACUAUCAGGAAAAUGUAGAGCUCCUGAUAAAGCACCUUUGAAUCUUGAAAUAAUAAUUAAUAUUUGUCAAGAAGAAAUCAAAUCCGCAUUGCUUCAAGAAGCUUUAGAUAUCCUUAAUGAUGGCACUUUGGAACAAAAUACACCAAGUUAUAGUAGACCGAAAAGGGACGCUGAUGAAGAUUUAUCAAAUGAGGAACGUAGAGUUGCGGGGUGUUUGCUCCAGUGCGUCUACAAGAAAGUGAAAGCAGUUGAUGAAACCGGCUUUCCGGUAGUUGAUGGUUUGAUGAAACUGUAUAACGAAGGAGUCCAGGACCGAAACUACUACAUGGCUACAUUAUCCGCAGUUAGGCAUUGUAUUUCUAUUGCACAGCAGCUAAAACAGCUACAACCCUCCAAAAAUUUUGAUGAUGGACAAACAUGUGAUCUUGCUUAUGAAAUGUUUGAAUGUGUCAGUGAAAAAAUUGAAGAAAACUGUGGAGUCCAAAAUAAGUUGAAUGAUUUAAGUCAACGUCAAGUUUAAAAAAUUUUCCUUGAUUGUAUUUUAUAUAUACCAACAUUGUACAUAAUCACUUAACUUUAAAUUGUA